AUGGCCGAAAAUCUGCAGUCGCAGCUCCCGGCGACCCAUUUCCUGCAACUCUCUUUUCCAAGACCAGGAAUCCUCCUUGUUUUGAUCAAUAGAGAAAAGCAACGCAACGCUCUACCCGCCGAGGCGCAUUGGGAGGGUCAUAACGUGUUCUCCUGGUUUGAUGAAGAGCCGUCUUUGUUGGUGGCAGUCGUCACCGGUGCUGGUCAGAAAGCAUUCUGUGCUGGGCAGGAUUUGGUUGAACAAAGUUCGUCUCGCCGAGGACCACGAACUGCCUCGCAACUCGCCGUGAUGAACCAUCCCCCGAGUGGAUUCAUGGGGUUAAGCCAGCGUAGAGGAAAGAAGCCAGUGCUGGCAGCUGUCAAUGGAUUUGCUCUAGGGGGCGGAUUCGAAAUUUGCCUCAAUUGUGAUAUGGUGGUUGCAGCUCCUAAUGCGAUUUUUGGACUACCAGAGGUUGCAGUUGGACUAUAUGCUGCUGCUGGCGGGCUGCCGCGUUUGAUGAGAAUUGUCGGCCUUCAGUUGGCGUCUGAGAUUGCAAUGGCGGGUCGCCGACUAUCUGCCCAAGAUGCGUUAGACUACCACUUAAUCAAUCAAAUCUCGCAGUCGGCCGAAUCAGUCGUGGAGGAGUGCCUUUCCCUGGCAGCAAAAAUAACAAGUUUCUCUCCCGAUGGGAUUAUCGUGACUCGCCAGGGCCUGCGAGAAGCCUGGGAUGAUCCAAGUGUUGAACAUGCAACUUCGCGGACCAGGCACGAAUUUGUGAAUCGGCUCGUUGCUGGCGAGAACUUCAAAAUUGGUGUUGAAGCAUUUGCAAAUAAGCGAAAACCGAAAUGGGUUCCCUCCCGCCUUUAA
Penicillium lagena is the source of this 846-nucleotide messenger RNA. RefSeq names its product enoyl-CoA hydratase/isomerase family protein. The coding region runs from base 1 to 846 and encodes 281 amino acids. Lineage: Eukaryota; Fungi; Ascomycota; Eurotiomycetes; Eurotiales; Aspergillaceae. Gene Ontology annotation, molecular function: enoyl-CoA hydratase activity. The record is from RefSeq and is a predicted model, not a curated record. Gene Ontology annotation, cellular component: mitochondrion. Gene Ontology annotation, biological process: fatty acid beta-oxidation. The transcript has 2 exons.